AUGAUCACGUGGAUCGCGUUGGCGAUUCCUAUCGUCGGAGCGGUCUCCACCUACCCAACUGUCGUCACUGACGAUCAAGUUGUCGAUCCGGGCGACUCGCUUCGUUUCGGCGCAGCGAUCGCCGCUCUCGACAGCAGCACUGGCUGGGUCGCCGUGGGAGCGCCGGAUACCGACGGAAACGCCGGAUACCGCGGAGCAGUCACGCUUCUCAACCUCGAGUGUGCGACAUGCGUCGAGGUCACCAUCGGCGAUAACCAGCUUCCACUCGCUGACUACACCUUGUUUGGCUCGGCCGUCGCGAUGGUGCCGGAUCUGGGCGGUGUGACGCUCGCCGUCGGCGCCGUCUACCUGCUCCGGCUUGCCUCCGAGGCCGACUGCCAGGCGGAUCCGGCCGCAUGCCUGCUGUCGUGGGUCGUCAUUGAGCCCAUGCAGGGGGGCUUCAACCCGUCGUCAGCCGACCUGGACACGUACCAGCACUUUGGGCAGGCCAUCGCAGCUCUGCCGGGCUUUCACAGCCAUGGCGGCGCCGGGCUUGCGCUCGCGGUGGGCGCGGGCACAGACUUCGACGAUGACAUCCCUGGCGCGGGGAUGACCGGAAUUCAGGGCACCGUCUUCCUCCUUUUUAUGGACACCGGCGUGCAGCUGCCGUGCCAACUGCCUCCACUCCUUCUCCUCUGCGGCUGGCCGGCAUCCGUCAACGUCACCUCGCACCGGCGCAUCGAGUCGGGCAAGGGCAUCGAGACCAUCCCUACUGGCGGCGUGUUCGCCACCUCCCUCGCCGCCUUGACCGACUUGAACGGGGACGGCACUGCAGAGCUGGCUGUCGGAGGGAGCAUGAACUCCGAUCGUUCCGGCGACGCCUGGAUCCUUUUCCUCGAGGCCGACGGCACCGUCAGCGGCAGCCUCGACCUCGGAGUCAGCGCCGCCCUGCAGCCCAAAGACAAGUUUGGGUACUCGCUCGCGAUGCUCGACGACAUGGACGGAGAUGGCAUGCCCGAGCUGGCUGUUGGUGCCGAGGGCAGCGGGGGCAGUGUCGGAUCCGGAAAUUCAGAGUCCGACGGCGCGGUAUACAUUUUGCUCCUCGGCAACGGCGGCGGUGCGGUCGAUGUCAAGGAUUGGACAGUGUGGCCCGGUCCCAAAGGAGCUGCGUCAGAGUACGGCGCGGCGGUCGCAGCCAUGUCGGGCAAGCGCUUGCUCGUCGGGGCGCCAGCCGCUAGCGCGGUCCACGACAUCACGUACUCGACAGAUCCCAACAGCUGCACUGACUACAUCGCCGAGGGCGUGAAGUGCGCCGGCCUGAGUGAGCUGUGUUGCGAGGUGGGGACCACGUGCGUCCGCGUGUGCCUGCAGGGUGUGGUGGGGACCACGUGCUUCGGCGAGUCGGAAUGGCAAUUUCGCCCCUCGCCGAUGGGGGCGGACCGGCUCCUCGAGGUCCCCGUCCUCGCUGUCACGCUCCUCGCCUCGUCGGGCGCCGUCGUCUUGUGCUCGAGGGCGACCGGCCAGCGGGUGGCCGAGGGGCCAUACCUGCGCCUCCCCCUCGCCAGCUUGCAGGUUGUGGCCGACGUCUUCCUCGCGGCCCACGCCUUUUGGGCCCGAGACAUCCUCGGAGCGCUCUGGACCUCUGCCUGGUCCGUCCUCAGCGCCGUGCUCGUCGCAUCAUGCGCUUUGGCAGGAUACGCCGCUCACGCCACGUCGAAGGAGGCUGCGUCGUCAGCCCUCGGCACGGCGGCGACUUGGGCGGCGCUCGCGCUGUCGCCUCUCAACGCUGAGGCACUCUACCUUCUGCCGUGGCGGCGCCGCUCCUACUUCCGCCUCCCCACCCUCGCGAUGUGCGUUUGCGUGUCUGCCGUCGCGCUGCUGCACUCGGGAGGCAUACUCGUCGUCAGCUUGCAGCUGCUCGCAGCCGCAAACGCCAAGGCCGACGAUCUCGACGACGAGGGCCGCCUCGCCGCUGUCUACCUGGCGGUCUACGUCUCCUUGCUGCUUGCGGUCGCGGGGCUACUGCUCCGCGUCGGCCGCCUCUGCGCCAUCAGCGCCCGCGCCCUGAACCUGAGCGCAGCGGUCUGCGACGUGCGUGACGAGCUGCUCGCCGCUGCCAACGUUGCGAGGGAGACGGCGGAGCGCGAAGAGGCGGAGGCGGUGCGGCUGGAGGAGCUGGAGGCGGAGCAGGCUGCUGCGGCGGCCAGCAGGCGGGCGAGCGUGGGAGGCCGGGUCUCGCUGCGCGACAGGCGCUCCAGCGGGGUGGUGGCCUCCUGGACGACGACGCCGCAGGGCGACUCGCUGUCUGCGGCGGUCGCGGCCGGGCCUCUGGCUUGCGACGGCAUGCUGGCGAGGGCGAAGGCUGCCGCCGCCGCGGCGCUGCUGCAGAUGUGCGAUGUACGGGACGAGCUUCUCGCCGCUGCCAACCUGGCGGCGGAGGCGGCGGUGGGGGAGGAUGCGGAGGCGACGAGGCUCGAGAUCCUGGUCGAGGAGUACGAGGUGUGCGCUGAUGCGGCGGCGGGCGGUAUCAAGCGCAGCUCCGUCCGCGAUGGGGUGCUCCAGCGGACAAGGGAGGCGCGAGCGCUGGCGGCGGCCGCAGAAGCGUCCACCAAAGCCAACGUCUCCGCUGCUGCUGGUGACGCCAGUGACCACCCCGAGUCCUCUCGCCCUCGCGCCGCCGACGAAGCGCGUGCGACCGCCGCCGCUCGCACGCGCGUCGAGGUCGCCCUCUCUGGCGGCGGCGGCGGUAGCGCUGCGGCACAGGCGCAGCGACAGAUCGCUGCGGAGACGAGCCGCAACCCCCACGUGCGUGAGGCGGCGGCGCGGCGGGUGGAGGAGGCUAGGCAGCGGGCGCGCUCCGAGCAAUCCUCCGAAGCAAGGCUGUCCCAGAGAAACAGCGGCCUCGUCUCGGCGAUUGAGGCGCAGCGCCGGUGGCUCACGGACCGGCUGGCGGGACGGCCAGAGCCGGCGGCACCGCGGCGCGACGUCGACCUCGAGGCCACCGACUGGAUGAACGAGGCCGUGCUCGCCGGCAGGUCGUCUGCGGUCCUCCCCGGCAUCUCGUCGGCGGCGCAGCGCCUGCCGGCGGACGGCGGUGCAGCAGCAAGCGUGGCGUGGGCAGACGUCGACCAGGCGCGCGAACGGCAAGGCCGCGUGGAGCGGGCGCGCGAGGCCUCCCUGGCCAGGGGGCGCCGUCGCAAACUUGUUUCGCAUCUGAGUGACCAAAGUGACGACUUUUCCGCUCGGGCCUCGGCAUACAAUGGGCUGGAGCGAAAAAAAGCAAACGAGUGGCUCCGGCGCCGCGGCGCCUUGCAACUCUGCGAUCCGCGCCGCGAGUCGCGCGAGCUCCGCCUGUCGCGCGGCCGUGGCCCUCGGGCAGCAGUACGCGUCAAUCUCUUGCCGCAACUGCCGAGCAGCGACCGCCACUGCGGGCCGUUGCGCCGGCGGCAAAACCUACAGCCCAAUCCAGACUUCCCCUCCAUCCCUCUGGCGAGCUGA
Emiliania huxleyi CCMP1516 is the source of this 3477-nucleotide messenger RNA. RefSeq lists its product as hypothetical. Bases 1 to 3477 code for a protein of 1158 amino acids. Gene Ontology annotation, biological process: cell-cell adhesion; cell-matrix adhesion; cell adhesion mediated by integrin. Gene Ontology annotation, cellular component: external side of plasma membrane; integrin complex. The record is from RefSeq and is a predicted model, not a curated record. The transcript is spliced from 16 exons. NCBI's taxonomy places the organism in Eukaryota, Haptophyta, Isochrysidales, Noelaerhabdaceae. Gene Ontology annotation, molecular function: integrin binding.